GGGGCCGAUACCUUCAGGGACGGCCCCCUGAGCGCCAGACGGGCCGGACUUCACCCUGAAGGAGCGGUGGUUCUGGGAGUGGGCACUGUGGGCUCUGGAGCGGCGUGGAGCAGGACUAAACCCAGCAGACGGGUCAGAACCGAACCUCAGCAGCUAUCAUGGCCACAGCGAGCACCUCCGGGCAGAGCGGCUUCGGCAGGAAGAAGAAGAACCCGGGUCUGAUGGACCAGAUUAGCAAAUUCUUCGGAGGAGAGAAGAAGAAGAGGAGCAAAGGGUCGUUCAGAGGUCACCACGCCACCUCGCCCCAACAGUCCUCCGCUCGCCGUCGGACCAACGAGAACGCCGUGGUUCAUUUCUUCAGGAGCCUUGUUUCCUCUCCUCCUCCCAAAUCCACGUGGAGAGAAGCCCUGGGUUUGGCGUCCUCGGCGCGUCCUGAGAGCACGAAGUCGCCGGUCCGGAGGCGGAGAGAACAAAGCACGCUGUCCAGACUCUUCAACCUGAAUUCUAUUUCCUGUUUGUGUUCGAACGGAGCAGUGACGCUGCCGGCAGCGAUCAGGAGACGCCAAGCCCCGCCCACCUCCUAAACGCUGGAGCACCAUCUUCUAGGCUCUCCGCCGAGGACCAGACCUCGAACCGGAACUCGGACCCAACGGGACCGGAGGGAGAACGAGGAGGAGACACAGAUCUGCCUCCUCCUCCUCCAGAGGAGUUAACCCACUAACCAGAAGCUCCUGAAGCUCAGACAUCGGAUCAGAACCGCUCUGCAGGACCUUCUUCUCUAAUCCGCCUGUCUGAUGUUGCUCCUGUCUGCCUGUCUGUCUGCCUGCCUGUCUGCCUGUCUGCCUGUCUGUCUGCCUGCCUGUCUGCCUGUCUGUCUGCCUGUCUGCCUGCCUGUCUGCCUGUCUGCCUGUCUGUCUGCCUGUCUGCCUGUCUGUCUGUCUGUCUGUCUGCCUGUCUGUCUGUCUGCCUGUCUGUCUGUCUGCCUGUCUGUCUGUCUGCCUGUCUGUCUGCCUGUCUGCCUGUCUGUCUGCCUGUCUGUCUGCCUGCCUGUCUGUCUGUCUGCCUGCCUGCCUGUCUGUGACUGACGCAUCGUGGGUCGUGCUCGGAGCUAAACGUUGCUUCCAUGGGACUUUGGGUUUGUGUGAUUUUCUUUGGGCCCUUUUAGAAGCACUAAACCAGAACUUCCUGUUUGUUUGUUUGUUUGUUUGUUUGAUGACAUCAUACCAGGUUUGUUUCAGCUGAUGGUUUCACCGUAAGUGUUGUAAAGGUUUUGGGUAGAAGCCGAGAGGCGGAGCGAGGAGAACCGAGGCGUUCGGACUGCAUGUUGGACUCUGUUGUUAUUUACUCUUUAACUCAGAUGUUGUGUAAAUAUAUUUAUCUGAGUCGGACUUCGGUUUGAAAUGUGAAUCUUAACCGAUAAUAAACGCCUUCAGUCUUCGACUCAUUAAGGUCAUUAAAGGGCUCGGCGGCGGCGCUUUUACGUGGAGUAAACCAUGUUGUGUUGUGUCAUCACGCUGUCGUUUGACUUUGUAACCAAUCAGGAGAACAAAUAAAGUUUUAUCCAACAAAA
Messenger RNA from Nothobranchius furzeri (turquoise killifish), 1570 nucleotides. It is a transcript of the gene mbpa, whose product is annotated as myelin basic protein a. NCBI's taxonomy places the organism in Eukaryota, Metazoa, Chordata, Actinopteri, Cyprinodontiformes, Nothobranchiidae. The record is from RefSeq and is a predicted model, not a curated record. Gene Ontology annotation, molecular function: structural constituent of myelin sheath.